This is a messenger RNA of Corvus hawaiiensis (hawaiian crow), 1778 nucleotides long. Its product is annotated as Fc receptor-like protein 3. The record is from RefSeq and is a predicted model, not a curated record. The transcript has 9 exons. Gene Ontology annotation, biological process: cell surface receptor signaling pathway. Gene Ontology annotation, molecular function: transmembrane signaling receptor activity. NCBI's taxonomy places the organism in Eukaryota, Metazoa, Chordata, Aves, Passeriformes, Corvidae. Bases 61 to 1464 code for a protein of 467 amino acids.
CAGGGCACAAGUGGCAUCAGCAGCGUGUGGCAGCCAGCCCGGGUGGCCGGGGACAGCGGGAUGGCCAGGAAGGUGGUGCUGCUCCUGUGGGGCGCCCAGACCACCCAGCUCCUCGUGCAGCCCCCCUGGACGCCGCCGGUGCUGUGGGACCGGGUGACACUGACCUGCCAGGGCUCGGGCACCGCCGGUGCCACCACCUGGUACAAGGACGGGCAGCGCUGGCGGCUGCAGGGACCCGACCGAUUCGUUGUCACCAAGAGUGGCACCUACCAGUGUGACAGACCCGGCACCGGGCUGAGCCCCCCCGUGAACGUCUCCAAUGCCUGGCUGGUGCUGCAGGUGCCGGCGCGGGCGCUGCUGGAGGGGGACACGGUGACACUGCGCUGCCGGGGCUGGCAGGACAAUCCGGUGAGCUGGGUGUCCUUCUACCGUGACAAGAAGGAACUGGAGGUGCUCCCAAGUGGGACCGAGCUGUCCCUGUCCCCUCUGCAGCUGCACCACAGCGGCCGCUACCACUGUAAGGGCUGGGUGUAUUCCGAGCUGUCACAGCGGUGGGCGCAUUCAGCGCCGGUGACAGUGACAGUGCACGGGGUCCCGCUCUCGGGGGUGUCCGUGUCGGCGCAGCCCCCCGGGGCACAGGUGGCACUGGGGGACCGCCUGGUGCUGAGCUGCGCCGUGGCCGCGGGGACAGGUCCCCUGUCCUUCUCCUGGCACCGGGGGGACUCGUGGGCACCACUGGGCACCAGCCCCCACCUGGAGCUGCGCCACGUUGGGGACAAUGACAGCGGCCACUACCAGUGCCGGGCCAGCAACGGGGACAGCGUGGCCGAGAGUGUCCCCAUGAAUGUCACCGUCCGGGUGCCCGUGGCCAAUGCCACCAUCAGCCCCGGUGCCCUGGCACAGCCGGUGCGCGCAGGUGACUCCGUGACCCUGCGCUGCUCGGUGCAGGUGGGCUCAGCCCCUGUCACCUUCACCUGGCUGCACAACGGCCGCGAGGUGGCCCGGGGUCCCCUCCUGGAGCUCGGGGACGUCCAUGUGGGACAUUCUGGCACCUACCAGUGCGUGGCCACCAACCAGCUGGGACAGGACGGGCACCGCGUGUUCCGGGCGCUCAGCCCCGAGCUGGCACUGACGGUGACACCGCGGGCACACUGGGACACAGCUCUGUCCCCAGCAGUGGCCGCAGGGGUCGGUGGUUCCCUGCUGUUCCUGGUCCUGCUCCUGGGUGUCAUUGUGGGCUGGCACCGGUGGCACCGCCUGGCCGCCAGGAAGCACCAGGAAAGGGCCCCGCCAGAGCCCCCGCCCACCCCUGAGGAGGGGGAGGUGCUGUACAGCCUCGUUGGGAGCACCCGGAAUGCAGGGGGGUCCCCCCACGCCACAUCCCCCCAGGGGACCUACGCGGAGCUGCCGGGACCCCACGGGCGACAGCAGGACCCCAGUGACAUCUAUGAGAACGUGCUGUGACACUGGGGGCACUGGGGGGCACUGGGGGCACUGGGGGGCACUGGGGGGCACUGGAUGUCCCUGCGUGAGGGCACCCCCGUGUGUCACCCCCACCCCACGGCUCCCAUGGGUGCCCACCCUGCCUGGGGUGGGUGGUCACGAGUGGGGGGUCCCAUGUGAGGCUGCCCAGAGCUCCCCAUUCCAGUGCUCCCAGUGCUCCCAGUACCCUCCAGGGGUUUGCCAUUCCCCCUCCCAGUGCCGGGGGGGGGCACAGGACCCUUUUGCCUCUUCUUCGACUCAAAAGGCAGCGUUUGGAUUAAAGCGGGAGAAAUGGG